AUGAUGAUACCCAGCAGUCGUGGUAUUUUACCAUCACAAUCAAGGUGCUACAGUGCAACAUCCGAUUUUUACCCGCAGCAGUCAUUCUGGCCUUCAAUUGCACCGAUAGUACCCAAUAACCGGUCAUCAGUAAAUACAGCUAUUCCUUUCAGUUCUUCAUGUUCAUCUGCUAGCACCACUACAGAUCUCUUGAAUCUCUUACAUGCAGUAUUUCUCAAUAACCCGAUUAUGAAUAAUGAACCGAGAUCUCUGAGCAGUGGGCAGCAUUAUUGGUCAACAUUACCAGGAGUGUACAGUAGUGGCACAAUGUUUACUUCUAUUGCUAGCUGCUCUCCAACUACAACAAGCAAUAACUAUCAAUGUAAUAUUAAUUUAGAAGGUAAUAGUGGUAAUAAUUAUAACGGUAACAUUAAUACUUCUCAUCUUGAUCUUGAGAUCGGUGCAAGUGUUAACCAUACCGGUGGUUUUUUCGACAGUUCAAGUAGCACAUUGUCUGCUUCUGCACAAGAUAUGCCGUUUUAUAUUAAACGGCAGCACGCAAGAUUUACAUCUGCAAGUGAUGUACCUGCUGGACUUGCUUCACUGACUAGCAAUUUGGUGGACUUUGCUUGUCAGUAUCAUUGGUCAACAGCAACUCAGCAACACAAAUGUGCAUUACAGCUCUGUUGCUGUUCAAAACAAUGGUCGUCUUAUCACUGUGGCGGCAACUGCAGUUUGUCUUUAAGAAAUAUGGAACAGAAAGCUGAGUGCUCACCUACUCGUCCAAGAAUGCCUUUAGUAGCUCCAGUGCGAAUGUCACCUCGUAAUGAGCCACUGACAUUAUUUUUCACUGACAAAUACGUCUUCAGUAACCAUUAUUUAUGUCAACAACUCUGCAUUGAUGGAAUGAAUUUUAUUUGCACAGAACAGUACUACAUGUACUGGAAAGCUAGAUUGUUCAACGAUGAAGAUACAGCUAUGGCGAUAAUGGCAAGUCGUGAUCCGAAACAAAUGAAAAUGCUGGGCACAAAAGUAAAAAACUUUAGCCAACCAGUUUGGGACAGAUUUUCGACGCAAGUCAUGGCUAUUGCCAAUCAAAGGAAGUAUGAGCAAAACAAAGAUCUCCGACAAGCACUAUUUCGUACAAUGUACACAAUUUUGGUUGAAUGUAAUCCCCGUGAUCAACGAUGGGGCAUUGGAUUGGGGAUGGACGAACCAGACGCUUGCGAUCCGCAACGGUGGAGGGGUUUGAAUUUAUUGGGUAGGCUACUGACUCGAAUUCGUGAUCGCAUGGCCGAAAAUACCAUUUAUAGAAGUGAGGUUGUUGAAGCUCAGUCGAUUAUACAGUUCAAGGGUUUAAUGGGCGGAACAGGGUAA
This is a messenger RNA of Cercopithifilaria johnstoni, 1356 nucleotides long. The record is from the annotation of a GenBank genome assembly. NCBI's taxonomy places the organism in Eukaryota, Metazoa, Nematoda, Chromadorea, Rhabditida, Onchocercidae.